GAUAACGUUCGUCCACCGGCGUGUAAUCGGGCGUGAGACUCAACGAUGUGAUCGUUGUGGCGGACAAUAAUUUACAGAACGUUACAGAACAUUAGCAUGAGUAUCGAGAGUAUUUGAAAUCGCGCGUUCGUCUAUUUUCUUUUUCCCUCUUUUCUUUUCUUCUCGAAAAUUACUACGCGUAGUCGCGAAGGAGCGGGGAUAAGGGAGAGGAGCGCGAGAGUGCGCGCGAGAAUGAGUCUCAAUCUGACAAAGCUAUUCUCAAAAAAGAGGAGCGGUCCCCACGUCGACACCGUGGCCGCGGAGAUUGGUCUGCCGACUAACGUCUCGCACAAAUUUCACGUGAGCAAAAAUGCCGAGACCGGGCAGCUGGAGGGUCUGCCAGACCCAUGGAUACGUCUGCUCAACACCCAGAUCUCCAAGUCAGAGCAGAACGAGCAUCCCGACGCUGCUUUGCAGGCCAUCAAGUUUUACAACUAUUCGAUCAAGCGCAAGCCGCAGGAUCAGGAGGUCUUCAAACCGUUCGUCACCCAGGAUCUGAUCGAGGAAGAGUCGCAGGAAAUCAACAACAUCCUGACAAAGAAGUAUCAUUUGGAUGAAUCUGACGAUGAUCGCUUAACUUCUGAGAGUUUGACCGACGAACAGACGUUACCCGAGCUACCGCCAAAAGUAAAUAAGCCGCUAAAACCUCCGAAACCACCAAAACCACCGAAACCGCCGAAACCGGCGCCACGCAAGUGCAAUGACAGAGUGGAGAAGACCCUCACUGAGAUACUAGAGGAUUUAAACACAUAUAGGAUCAGUAAUGAUGAGGAUGUACCGUCACGAGAAGAAGAGGAGGAAGAAAAUGUUUUGCCAAUCAGAAUAGAGGAGAGUCCUAUUCUGCGAAGGAAGACGGAGUGUACGGGUGUAAGACUCAGUGAUGAACAGGUAUAUGAGGAACUCAGGGCUAUUUGCCAACGCGGAGAUCCUAACUUGCGCUUUGAAAGAACUAAAGAGGUAGGCGCCGGUGCCUCUGGAACUGUGUUCAUAGCCACUGAUCUUCAGUACAAUCAGAAGGUAGCUGUGAAAGACAUAGAUUUGUCGAAGCAACCAAAGAAAGAGUUGAUACUAACUGAGAUCAAGAUUCUUAAGGAAUUCCAACAUCCAAAUUUGGUUAAUUUCCUCGAUGCUUACCUUGUGGACGAACAUCUUUGGGUAGUUAUGGAACUACUGGAGGGUGGGCCACUCACAGACGUUGUCACUGAGACAGUGAUGAAGGAAGUUCAAAUCGCAGCUGUCUGCAGAGAGGUCCUGAAAGCAAUAAGCUUCCUGCAUACUAGAGGCAUUAUUCAUAGAGAUAUUAAGUCAGACAAUGUGCUGUUGGGAAUGAAUGGUACAGUAAAAGUAACAGACUUUGGUUUCUGCGCGAAUAUCGACGGUGAUGAGAAACGGCAGACUAUGGUCGGCACUCCAUAUUGGAUGGCGCCAGAAGUAGUAACAAGGAAACAAUAUGGCAAAAAGGUGGACAUUUGGUCGUUAGGUAUAAUGGCUAUUGAAAUGAUCGAAGGAGAGCCACCUUAUAUGAAAGAGACACCAUUGAGGGCAUUAUAUUUGAUCGCUGCCAUUGGUAAACCGUCCAUUCCGAGGUGGGACAGUCUCAGUCCGACAUUCCAAAAUUUCUUGGAGAGAUGCCUCGCUGCAGAAGUUGAUGAGAGAGCGACUGCUGACGAGUUACUCUCUCAUCCAUUCCUAGAAAAUUGUGCGGAAUUAUCUACACUCACUCCAUUGAUCCGUGCGGCGCAAAGAAUUCUCCACAAAGCAUUUCAUUAAAUAUUUAUUUAAAAAAUUGUAGCAUUCAUAAUAUAAUUUCACGAUACUUCAUUGCUGCAUUGUUACGCUAAAUAAUGAAAAGAAGAUACUUUAUAAUUGAAAGCCUUAAAAGAAUUUCGUAAUUAUUAUUACUUCGAUUUUAACAUCUUAAACUUAUUUAA
This is a messenger RNA of Acromyrmex echinatior (Panamanian leafcutter ant), 1970 nucleotides long. RefSeq names its product p21 (RAC1) activated kinase 3 (gene Pak3). Gene Ontology annotation, biological process: protein phosphorylation. The record is from RefSeq and is a predicted model, not a curated record. Gene Ontology annotation, molecular function: ATP binding; protein serine/threonine kinase activity. NCBI's taxonomy places the organism in Eukaryota, Metazoa, Arthropoda, Insecta, Hymenoptera, Formicidae.